CUUCAAUAACUACUACAUCAUAUCCACGUCACCAAAAACCCUAUUCAACUUCACAUACACACAGAGGCAGUGAUAUUUUUUUCGGGGGAAGCCUAAAGCUGCAAAGUGGAAGACCGAGCUGCUAAAGUUGUUUGCAAAAGAUAGAGCAUCCUGUAAAUCUGUUAUACUUCAAAGGAGAGAAGAAAGCAAAUGGAAAACGAACAAAGAAUACAAACGAUUGCAGAUAUUGAUCCAUUGCUUGAAACCGAUGAGGUUACUUUGGAGAAUCCUUUCAUUGCUGAUAAUACAUCAAUGACAACAGUUUCACAGGGGAAGCUUCCAACUAAAACCAAAUGGAAAAAGAAGAAAAGAAAGUUGGAAGAAUUAACAGAUUUUGAGGCUCAGCUUAUAGAUUCCAUCAAUAAUGUUGCUGAAGCUAUAAGAGAAAAUACAAAGGUCAUGAGAAGCUUGAGACAACAUGUAUAUCCAGAGAGCGAGAUCUACUCGGAACUAGAGCUCAUGGGUAUGACACAGGAUGACAUAUUCAACGCAUAUCUUUUUCUUGUUAAACGUCCAGAUAAAACACGGGCAUUUUUUGGAUGUCCUCUUGCAGUGCGGAUGACUAUACUAGAUAGGAUGAUGAGGUCGAGUGAAUGAGGUUUAAUUUGCUUAUGGAUUUAGACAAACUUUUUUCCAGUGAUGUUAUGCCUAGGUUCUUCAACUUUGAGAAUUUUAUGAUUUUUCCAUUUAUUAAACCUUAAAAUUAAGCGAUGUAUUAGAAUGGGCUUCUAAGCCUCAGAUUUUAGACUUAA
Messenger RNA from Erigeron canadensis, 791 nucleotides. RefSeq lists its product as uncharacterized. The record is from RefSeq and is a predicted model, not a curated record. The transcript has 3 exons. NCBI's taxonomy places the organism in Eukaryota, Viridiplantae, Streptophyta, Magnoliopsida, Asterales, Asteraceae. Bases 190 to 636 code for a protein of 148 amino acids.